AUGGUGGGAGUUAUCGGCUCUGUUGGUCUUUUUGAUGAGCUUGUGGAAAAGUGGAGCUCGUACACAGAGCGGUUCGGCCAUUUCGUGGAAGCUAACGAAAUAGUGGAAGAGAAAGUGGUGCCCACGUUUUUGAGCGUUAUUGGGCCAAAGACUUUCAAUUUACUGAGAAACUUGCUUCAACCCGAUAAACCUGGUAGUAAAACGUACAGGGAAAUCGUGGAAACUCUUAAUGGACAUUUUUCACCCAAGCCCCUUGUGAUAGCAGAGAGAUUCCGAUUUCAGAGGAGAAAUCAGGAAGAGGGGGAAUCUGUCACUAUGUUCGUAGCGGCGCUGCGGAAGUUGGCUGAACAUUACGGUUCUUCACAACUACAAGUCAUACUGGACAAGAAUGAAGAGGUUUUCCGUGAGGAAUUGGGCAGCAUGAAGGACAUUACAGUGAAAUUGCACAUUAAACCAGGAAGCAAACCUGUGUUUAUGAAGGCUAGGACAGUGCCGUAUGCUAUUCGUGACAAAGUCGAGGCUGACCUGGAUGCGUUGGUCAAAAGUGGGGUUUUGGAACCAGUCACCACCAGCGAAUGGGCGACACCAAUUGUGCCGGUUCCGAAAAAGAAUGGCGGAAUUCGCACAUGUGGCGAUUUUAAAGUGACUUUGAAUCCGGUGCUUUGUGUGGAGCAGUACCCACUUCCAUUGAUCGAUGAUUUGUUUGCAGGUCUGAGCGGUGGUCAAAAAUUCAGCAAAAUUGACCUCAACCAAGCGUAUCUGCAGAUGCAUGUGGAUGAAGAAUCACGGGAGUGGCUGACAAUUAACACGCACAAGGGACUUUUCAGAUAUUGCAGAUUACCUUUUGGCAUCACAUCUGCUCCUGCUCUGUUUCAACGGGCUAUGGAUCAAAUUUUGAGUGGAUUGCCAGGAGUACAAUGUUACUUGGAUGACAUUCUCUGCACCGGUGCCAACGACGAGGAGCAUCUUCGCAACCUGGAUGCUGUCUUAAAAAGGCUAAGGCAGUAUGGUCUUCGAGUGCGCAAGGAAAAAUGUGAAUUUUUGAGACCAUCGGUGGAGUAUCUCGGGCAUGUGAUAGACCACGAAGGACUACACAAGGCUCCAUCAAAGACAAAGGCAAUUGUGGAUGCACCCGCCCCAGAAAAUGUGAGUCAACUUAGAUCUUUUUUAGGUCUAUUGAACUAUUAUGGACGGUUUAUUCCCAAUUUGGCAUCACUUCUUAAACCAUUGCAUGAGCUGUUGUGCAAAGAUGUAAAAUGGAAAUGGACGAAUGAGUGUAACAAAGCUUUUCGAAAUGCGAAAAACGCCCUGAUUUCAUCAGAUGUUCUCACUCAUUUCAACCCUUCAUAUCCAAUACAGCUGGCAUGUGAUGCUUCACCCUAUGGGGUGGGUGCUGUCAUCUCCCAUGUGUUCCCGAACGGAGAUGAAAGACCAAUUGCUUUCGCAUCGAGAACACUUAACAAAGCAGAGUCAAACUAUGCUCAAUUGGAACGAGAAGCAUUGAGCAUUAUUUUUGGUGUGAGGAAGUUCCACCAAUAUUUGUAUGGAAGGAAGUUUACUCUGUUAACGGAUCACAGACCACUGACAACGAUUUUGGGACCUCAUGCAGGAAUCCCUUCACUGGCUGCUGCACGUCUUCAGAGGUGGGCUUUGUUGUUAUCAGCUCACUCAUACGACAUCAAGUAUCGUAAAUCUGAUUUGCAUUGCAAUGCUGAUGGACUUUCGAGGUUGCCGCUUCCUGUCACAAAACAUGAACCUACCUCAGUGGACAUAUUCUAUUUCCGAAAUGUUGAACAUGCACCAAUUUCAGCGUUGCAAGUAAAACGUGCAACUCGGAACGACCCCGACCUGUCAGUCGUCAUGGAGAUGGUAAUUAAAGGACAAACCAAGUGUGAGAACACCGCUCUCAAACCUUUUUUGGAUAGGAGGUGGGAACUUGCUGUUCAAUCGGGUUGUUUGCUGUGGGGGAGGAGAGUGAUUGUGCCACAGUCAUUGUGUGCUAAAAUGCUUGCGCAACUGCAUGCAGGUCACAAUGGUAUUGUUAAAAUGAAAGAAAUGGCAAGAAGUUAUUUUUGGUGGCCAGGAUUAGAUAAACAGAUCGAAGAGACGGUAAAAAGUUGUUCAUCUUGCCAGAAGAUUCGCAACAAUCCACCUGCAGCCCCACUUCAUCCUUGGGAUUUUCCUCAGGACCCUUGGCACCGCAUUCAUAUUGACUUUGCGGGGCCUUUUGAAAAUCGAAUGUUUCUGGUUGCUAUCGAUGCCCAUAGUAAGUGGCCAGAGGUAGCUAUCAUGAAAUCAACCACAUCGGAAAAGGCAAUUGAGAAGUUAGGGGAGAUGUGUAGUCGUUUCGGAGCCCCUGAACUCGUCUCAGACAAUGGCCCCCAAUUUGUGUCAAAAGAAAUGGUUGAAUUCCUGCAAGCCAAUGGGGUUCAACACAUUAAGUCGGCUCCCUAUCACUCGGCAACCAACGGCCUGGCAGAGAGGUUUGUGCAGACCCUCAAACAUGCUCUCAAAGCAUCACAAGGGCAAAGUACACUCCAUCAGAGACUACACGAAUUUCUCCUCAAAUACCGAACAUCUGUGCAUGCAACUACCAAAGUAUCGCCAGCGAGCCUCAUGUUUUCUCGAGAGAUACGAACUGGCAUGGAUCUUCUGAAAUCACCAACCCUGAGUGAGAUUGUUCAAAUGGAUCAACGGAAGCAAGUCAAGUACAGAGACCUGCAUUCCAAGAACCGAGUUUUUGCACCUGGUGACUCUGUUAUGGCCCGGAGUUACCAGACCAUCCCCAACAAUAGCAAUACCAGGAAAAAAGAACACGAGAAACUAGAGAACUACAAAUGGCUCAAGGAAGAGCUGGAGAGAGCCUGGAAGGUGAACGCAGCAGUGGUGCCCGUGGUCAUAGGAACACAGGGGACUGUGUCCGCCACACUGGAGAAGUGGCUCCAGCAAAUACCUGGAGUAACAUCAGACAUCCCCGUCCAGAGGAGCGCAGUCCUAGGAACAGCAAAGGUACUGCGCAGGACCCUCCGCUCCCAGGCCUCUGGUAGAGGACCCAAGCUUGAGAUGAACAGCCACCCAAGAGAGGGAAGAGUUUUAUAUACAGAGAAAAGGCUGAACAAGGCGAGCUGUGGUAAGGAGAAACGGGGGCUGAAAAAGAUGAUGUAA
This is a messenger RNA of Nerophis lumbriciformis (worm pipefish), 3165 nucleotides long. NCBI's taxonomy places the organism in Eukaryota, Metazoa, Chordata, Actinopteri, Syngnathiformes, Syngnathidae. The record is from RefSeq and is a predicted model, not a curated record.